AUGCCUAGCAGCAACCACUCGCAACAGCCCCAACCAGACUACAUCUAUCGUCCCGAGGAUCCCGAGUACGCGGACCAGCUUCGUGCAGACAGCGAAGUCCCAUCCAACCCCAACCACGUCGCUUCCGGCCUUUCGAACCGCUACCAUCAGCUGUCCACCACCAUGGACGCCAACGAAGUCAAGACAUUGACGCGGAUGCAGAUCCUUACGCCGCUCUCGGUGCUGCUGCAGAUGGGCGUGAUGAUCCUGUGCGGCUCGAAGCUCAUCCAUCCCAAUCUGCAGCAGGUCUCGCGUCGUCAUCCUACGUAUCUUUCGGUGCAGGAUUCGUUCGUGCUCUUCUACUGGGCCGUUCUGUACGUGCUGCUCAUCGGGUUUUCGGUGUUUCUGCUGCUCAGUCGCACUCCUGAGACCAAGAAGGCGCUGGCGCACGGCGUAGGCACCCGUCUCAGUCUCGCCAACUACAUGAUGGUGCUCUGGGCCAUCUUUUGGAUCCUCGAUCGUCCACCUACAUUCAUCCUGGGUACCGUGACUCUCGGUGUCAUCGCACUUAUCCUUCUCUUCAACGCUCUCGUCUUGGCCGUACGAUACCCGCCCUCUGCCAAGCAUCCGCUCGAUUGGCUCUUCAUCCACGUCCCCAUCAAGAUGUUCCUCGUCAUCACCCUCCAGUACGAUCUCUGGCAGCAGCUCUUCAUGGCUCUCGGAUGGGACUUUGGCUCCGGAGGCCACGACGCCCUCAUCAAAGGUCUCUGGCCUGCCUUCGGCAUCGUCACCGGUCUUGGCGCCCUUUCCGCACUGUGGAUCUUCGCCACCGCCGACCUCACCUGGACCGCCGCCGGCAUCUACCUCAACCUCGGCCUUCUCUGGCACAAACACUUCAGCCUGAUCGGCGGACGGGAGGACGGUGAGCCGCGACCGGCUCCGCUUACCGCCGCCAUCAUCCUGAGCAUCGCGUUGCAGUCGGUCGCGCUCCUUGCGGGCGUCGCGUGGAAGAGGAUCAAGGCGAGACAGGAGGGACGUAUCGCACUGCCCUUGACGCCGGAGGAGGAGGCGGCCGCGUACCGUGCAGAGGCGGAGAGGAACGCUCGUGCGAGCGCUGCUGCUGCGGGUCCUUCGUCGUCCGACGCUGCUGCUCCGGCGGGUGCGCCAAAGACCGCGGUUCGCGAUGUCGCAGAUGAGGAAGUCGCGGCAGAGUCGAGCGGUGCUACGGUAACCCCGACGAAGGUGACCAGGAAGCUCGGAGGUGGCGGCAGCACUGACAGCCCCACCAAGAAGAAGUGA
This is a messenger RNA of Pseudozyma hubeiensis SY62, 1278 nucleotides long. RefSeq lists its product as hypothetical. Lineage: Eukaryota; Fungi; Basidiomycota; Ustilaginomycetes; Ustilaginales; Ustilaginaceae. The transcript has a single exon. The record is from RefSeq and is a predicted model, not a curated record. Bases 1 to 1278 code for a protein of 425 amino acids.